UUUUCAAAAAAAAAUUUUUUCUCUGAAGAAAAUUUUUUUUCAAGCAAAACCAUCCACUCGAAUACUUCAAAAAUGCGAAGCAGCUCGGCCAAACCAAUUCCACGUUCCCAACCUUUUAAUAACAACAAUAAUAAUUCUACCAUACCAAAUACUAGACAUAAUCCUUCUCAAAAUGGAAAAUUAAUUCAACAAAAUAAUAAUAAAGAUAUAAGUCGAAAUAGGAGUUCAACCUUAACUAAGCAAAAUGGUACUGGAAAUGCUUCCAACGGUGUUGCUAUUAAUCGCGCUCCGAGUAUGCCCCCAAGGAUAAUAAAUAGGCGGUAUGCCCACAUAAAGAGCAAAGUAAAUUCAAUAACGGACCAUUCCCCGACUCCCAGCGAAGUUAAAAUCUUCCAUGAACCUCUAAAAGUCGUUGCAUCCCCAAAAGUUGGUUCUCUGGUUAAUGCUGACCAUACACCCUUAGGAGGGAAUGUUCGCAUUUUGCAGAGGAAAUUGAAUUUUCGAGAGACUGCGAGGCCUAGAGUUGAUGCUAAAUCGGAGAUAAUAAUUCCGAAGAGUGAAAAAAGGAUUCCAACGGAAAAAUUAGUUUGGAAGGCUGAAGCAAAAGUUGGGUCACUUAUUAAUGCUGGACAUCAACCUGGGGGAGGGCAAAAUAAAAUAUUUAAUGAACCUGUAAAAGUAAAGGCAAACUCUAAAGUUGGUUCACUCGACAAUAUAACUCAUGUACCCGGUGGAGGAAAUGUUAAAAUUUCUGAUUAUGCCCGAUCAAUCAGUGGUACUGGAAGCAUGCGAUCUCGACGGAAUACAGGAUCUUCAGAAUUGGCAGCACAAAGCCCCUCAACAUUAAAUGCUGAUAUUGACAGUCUUGGAGGGGAUAGUAGCGAAAUAAAUAAUUAA
This is a messenger RNA of Meloidogyne enterolobii, 897 nucleotides long. NCBI's taxonomy places the organism in Eukaryota, Metazoa, Nematoda, Chromadorea, Rhabditida, Meloidogynidae. The record is from the annotation of a GenBank genome assembly.